Molecule: messenger RNA, 8644 nt
Organism: Lepus europaeus (European hare)
Lineage: Eukaryota; Metazoa; Chordata; Mammalia; Lagomorpha; Leporidae
Gene: RALGAPA2
Product: Ral GTPase activating protein catalytic subunit alpha 2
Exons: 40
Coding region: 60-5672 (1870 amino acids)
Biological process (GO): positive regulation of GTPase activity; regulation of small GTPase mediated signal transduction
Cellular component (GO): nucleus; cytoplasm
Molecular function (GO): GTPase activator activity
Source: RefSeq, a predicted model, not a curated record
ACCCGUGCGGCGCAGGCGCCUCCUGCCCCGCCGGCGGGGCCCGGGCUUCCCGCGGCGGGAUGUUCUCCCGAAGGAGCCACGGGGAUGUGAAGAAGUCCACUCAGAAGGUGCUGGACCCCAAGAAGGACGUGCUGACCCGCCUGAAGCACCUGCGGGCGCUGCUCGAUAAUGUGGAUGCAGGUGAUCUUAAGCAGUUUUUUGAGACCAACUAUUCUCAGAUAUAUUUCAUCUUCUAUGAAAAUUUUAUAACACUGGAAAAUAGUUUGAAAUUAAAAGGGAAUAAUAAAUCCCAAAGGGAGGAGCUGGACUCCAUCCUCUUUCUUUUUGAAAAAAUACUACAGUUUCUACCUGAACGAAUUUUUUUCCGAUGGCAUUACCAGAGUAUAGGCUCAACUUUAAAGAAGCUUCUACACACUGGAAAUUCUAUUAAGAUAAGAUGUGAAGGAAUCAGGCUGUUUCUUUUGUGGCUGCAAGCCCUUCAGACAAACUGUGCAGAAGAGCAGGUGCUGCUGUUUGCUUGCCUCGUGCCUGGUUUCCCGGCGGUCCCGUCUUCCAGGGGACCCUGCACGCUGGAGAUGCUCAUCAGCCCUGGCCCUAGCGCAGCUGAUGCAAAGAUCUAUCCAGAAGAAAUCACUCCACUCCUGCCAGCCGUAUCGGGGGAGAAGAUCGCUGAGGACCAAACCUGCUUUUUCCUGCAAAUACUGUUGAAGUACAUGGUUAUUCAGGCUGCAAGCUUGGAGUGGAAGAAUAAAGAGAAUCAAGAUACUGGUUUUAAAUUUCUUUUUACAUUGUUUCGAAAGUAUUAUCUUCCUCAUUUGUUUCCAUCAUUUACUAAGCUAACAAACAUCUACAAACCUGUACUUGACAUCCCCCAUUUGAGAUCCAAGCCAGUGUACAUUACUACAACUCGAGACAAUGAAAACAUUUACAGUACAAAAAUCCCCUACAUGGCAGCUCGUGUUGUUUUUAUUAAGUGGAUUGUAACUUUCUUUUUGGAGAAAAAGUAUCUAACUACAACACAAAACACUAAAAAUGGAGUUGACAUGUUGCCUAAAAUCAUCCAGACCGUCGGUGUCGGUGGUGGUGCUGUGCAGGACAGGGCAGCAGAGGCAGACGGUGGUGGACCCCCAGAGCAGGACAGAAACCACUCCAACAGCAGCACCUUGUCUGACCGAAGACUCAGCAACUGCAGCCUUUGUAGCGUCGAGGAGGAGCACCGCCUGGUGUAUGAGAUGGUGCAGCGGAUUCUCUUGUCAACGCGAGGCUAUGUCAACUUUGUGAAUGAAGUGUUUCGUCAGGCAUUUCUGUUGCCUUCCUGUGAGAUAGCUGUAACAAGGAAAGUAGUUCAAGUGUACAGAAAGUGGAUCCUCCAGGACAAACCUGUGUUCAUGGAGGAACCGGAUACAAAAGAUGCUGCCCAGGAAGAUACUGAAAAAUUGGGCUUUUCAGAAACUGAUAGUAAGGAGGCCCCGGCGGAAAGUUCGGGUCAUAAGCGCUCUUCCAGCUGGGGGCGCAGCUACUCCUUCACGAGCGCCAUGAGCAGAGGGUGCGUGACAGAGGAAGACAACACAAACGUGCGAGCCGGGGCCCAGGCUCUGCUGCAGGUGUUUUUGACAAAUGCUGCAAACGUCUUUUUGUUGGAACCAUGUGCUGAAGUUCCCAUGCUCUUGAAAGAACAAGUUGAUGCUUGUAAAGCCGUUUUAAUUAUUUUUAGGCGCAUGAUAAUGGAGCUUACAAUGAAUAAAAAGACUUGGGAGCAGAUGUUGCAAAUACUACUCAGGAUAACCGAAGCUGUCAUGCAGAAGCCAAAGGAAAAACAAAUAAAGGACUUGUUUGCCCAGAGCUUGGCAGGGUUACUAUUUAGGACGCUCAUCGUGGCUUGGAUCCGAGCAAAUCUCUACGUGUUCAUCUCUCGGGAGCUCUGGGACGACUUCCUCAGGGUGCUGUCCUCCCUCACAGAAUGGGAAGAGCUCGUUCACGAGUGGGCCAACAUCAUGGACUCCUUGACGGCUGUGCUUGCAAGAACCGUUUAUGGAGUGGAGAUGACAAACCUACCUCUGGAUAAAUUAAGUGAACAAAAGGAAAAGAAGCAACGAGGCAAAGGCUGUGUUCCAGACCCCCAGAAAGGAACCAGCGUGGGCAGAUCGUUUUCUCUCAGCUGGAGGAGCCACCCGGAUGUGGCUGAGCCGAUGCGAUUUCGGAGCGCCACCACGUCUGGAGCACCAGGGGCUGAGAAGGCCAGAAAUAAUGUUCGCCAGAAAGCAACCGAAGUGGAAGAGUGUCAGCCGUCAGAAACUGCUGGGUCUGGUCAGCUCGCAGUGGGACAGACGCAGGUCCUUCGAAGCAGCAGCACGUCUGACAUCACCGAGCCACUGAGCUCAGGUUCUUCUCAGGGACAAAAGGUAGAGAAGGCGCAGAAUGUGUGCUCCGAGGCCAAGCCUGCUGAAGACAUGCGAGGACACGUGAAGAAAGAUCAUGAAGCGAUAACAAUCUUGGUUCGAAGAAGUAGCAGCCCUGCUGAAUUGGAUUUGAAAGAUGAUUUGCAGCAAACUCAAGGAAAAUGUAAAGAAAGACAGAAGAGUGAAAGUACCAGUAGUGAUAUAGCUCUGGGCUAUACCAAUGAGGGAGAACCUUCUGGGAGCCUGUGGCAGCCCUGUGAGGAAGACCCAGAACUGAACACUCCCACAGAUGUUGUGGCUGACUCUGACGCCCGCCAUUGGUUACAGCUGAAUCCCACCGAUGCUUCAAACCUAACAGAUAGCAGUGAAUACCUGGCGGAUGACUGUAGUAUAAUUGCCGGAGGGAAUCUCACUGGGUGGCACCCAGACUCUGCAGCCGUGUUAUGGCGAAGAAUCUUGGGAGUCCUUGGAGAUGUAAAUAACAUCCAGUCACCCAAAAUCCAUGCCAAAGUUUUUGGCUAUCUCUAUGAACUCUGGUAUAAGCUAGCAAAGAUUCGGGAUAACCUAGCAAUAAGCCUGGACAACCAGUCUUCUCCAUCCCCUCCGGUCUUGAUCCCGCCACUCAGAAUGUUUGCAUCAUGGCUAUUUAAGGCAACGACGCUGCCAAAUGAAUAUAAGGAAGGCAAACUGCAAGCCUACAGGCUCAUCUGUGCCAUGAUGACCAGACGCCAGGACGUGCUGCCAAACUCGGAUUUCCUGGUGCAUUUUUACCUUGUGAUGCACCUGGGAUUAACCAGCGAGGAUCAGGACAUCUUAAAUACCAUCAUAAGGCACUGCCCACCCCGCUUUUUCUCCCUGGGCUUGCCUGGCUUCUCCAUGCUGGUGGGGGACUUCAUCACGGCGGCCGCCAGGGUCCUGAGUACAGACAUGCUGGCGGCGCCUCGAUUGGAAGCCCUCACCAUCCUCGGUUCCCUCGUCUGCUUUCCAAAUACCUACCAGGAGCUUCCUUUGCUGCAGUCAGUGCAAGAAGUGAGUGAGGUCAUGACAGGAAGCGAAGAUGUCAAGCAUUACCUCAUAAAUAUUUUACUGAAGAAUGCCACAGAGGAACCAAAUGAAUGUGCAAGGUGCGUUGCCAUCUGCUCGCUGGGCGUGUGGAUAUGUGAAGAGCUUGCGCAGUGUACAAGCCAUCCUCAGGUGAAAGACGCCAUCAACGUGAUAGGUGUGACUUUGAAGUUUCCUAACAAAAUUGUGGCUCAGGUAGCUUGCGACGUUCUUCAGUUGCUGGUUUCCUACUGGGAAAAACUCCAGAUGUUUGAAACCUCUCUGCCUCGGAAAAUGGCAGAAAUCCUUGUGGCCACGAUUGCUUUUCUCUUACCCAGUGCAGAACACUCCUCAGUGGAAACAGACAAGAAGUUUAUCGUGUCCUUGCUCCUCUGCCUCCUGGACUGGUGCAUGACCUUGCCGGUGAGUGCCCUCCUCCACCCGGUGUCCACGGCGGCCCUGGACGAGCAGCAGACGCCUCGAGCCCCGCUGCUGGAUUAUAUCUACAGGGUUCUGCACUGCUGUGUCUGUGGCUCAAGCACAUACACCCAGCAGAGUCACUAUACACUGACGCUGGCCGACCUGUCCUCCACCGACUAUGACCCCUUCCUGCCGCUGGCCGGCGUGAAGAGUUCGGAGCCCGUCCUGUACCAUUCAUCAGCAGAGCUGGGGAACCUGCUGACCGUGGAGGAGGAGAAGAAGAGGAGGAGCGUGGAGCUGAUCCCCCUGACUGCCCGGAUGGUGAUGGCGCACCUGGUGAAUCACCUGGGGCACUACCCACUCCACGGAGGCCCCGCCAUGCUGCACAGCCUUGUCAGCGAGAACCACGACAACGCGCACGCCGACGGCUCCGAGCUGUCCUCCGAGGUGUUCCGCAGCCCAAACCUGCAGCUGUUCGUGUUCAAUGACAGCACCCUCAUCUCCUACCUUCAGACGCCCACAGAAGGACCGGCUGGCCGGUCACCAGGGGGCGCCCUCUCGCACGUGAGAGUCAUCGUGAGGGAUAUCUCAGGGAAGUACUCUUGGGAUGGCAAGGUUUUGUACGGGCCUUUAGGAGGCUGCUUAGCGCCCAGUGGGAAGAAUCCUUCGUUUCUGAUUUCCAGCUGGGGUCAUCCCCCCUGUGGACCUCAGACAGAUUUUCCUCAAAUUGAGGAGGGAGAGGACAUCCUCGACCAACUACUUGAAAACAUUGGCCAUACGAGCCCCGAAUGCCUUUUGCCAUCGCAGCUAAAUCUGAACGAGCCUUCCCCGCCGCCGUGCGGGAUGAACCGUGAGCAAGAGCGGGAAAUCACGGAGGUCAUCCUGCGCCAGGACGCCCAGGAGGAGGAGUUCGUCCAGAGGUGCAGCUCUGAGGCUGCCACGAAGGUCACAGGCCAGGGGCAGCCGUCCCCGGUGGAGCCCCGAGGACCUUUCUAUUUCUGCAGGCUGCUGCUCGACGACCUGGGCAUGAACUCCUGGGACAGGAGGAAGAAUUUUCAUCUGUUGAAGAAAAAUUCAAAAUUGUUGCGAGAGCUCAAGAAUCUGGACUCCCGGCAGUGCCGUGAGACUCACAAAAUUGCAGUGUUCUACAUUGCCGAGGGUCAAGAAGACAAGUGCUCCAUCCUCUCCAACGAAAGAGGAAGCCAGGCGUACGAAGACUUCGUUGCUGGACUUGGAUGGGAGGUGGACCUUUCCACACACUGUGGCUUCAUGGGUGGCCUGCAGCGCAACGGCAGCACCGGGCAGACCGCCCCUUACUACGCUACCUCAACCGUGGAAGUGAUUUUCCACGUGUCCACCCGGAUGCCAUCGGACUCGGAUGAUUCUCUCACCAAAAAGCUCCGUCACUUGGGGAAUGAUGAGGUCCACAUCGUCUGGUCUGAGCACUCCAGGGACUACCGCAGGGGCAUUAUCCCGACCGCCUUUGGAGAUGUUUCCAUCAUCAUUUACCCAAUGAAGAAUCACAUGUUCUUUAUCGCGAUAACGAAGAAGCCUGAGGUUCCAUUCUUUGGACCUCUGUUUGACGGCGCCAUAGUGAGCGGGAAGCUGCUGCCCAGCCUCAUCUGUGCCACGUGCAUCAACGCCAGCCGAGCUGUGAAGUGCCUCAUCCCGCUUUACCAGAGCUUCUACGAAGAGCGAGCUCUGUAUCUCGAAGCCAUAAUUCAGAACCACCGCGAAGUCAUGACAUUUGAGGAUUUCGCAGCCCAAGUCUUUUCUCCCUCUCCCAGCUCCUCGCUCAGUGGAACGGAUUAACAUACCUGACACUCUGGUUGCAGUAGGUGAGCAAGGGGUCCUGGUCCCUGCCUGCGUGCCAGCCUGGAGGUGGAGACCCAUCAGGCUCCUGCAGCCCUCCCCUGAGUCCCCUACCCCCAAAACCCAGAGCCUGGGAGGGGCUUGGCAGCUGUGCACGUGCCCUCAGCAGGCCUCCCCCCCGGGAACUCCCAGAGUCACAGGUGGAUCCUGAGAGAUGGCUCAGGUGGGACUUUCACACAAGGCUGUGUUGGCUCAUCCCAAAACCCCACAAGCCGUGGGCUUCCAGAAAAGAAACCAAAAAAACCACCAACAGCCAGAGACAAACCCGUCAACCACAGGCACUAGUGGACGUCCACAGCAGGAAAGAGUCUGGGCUGCCAGGGAGGGGCCUGGGGGGGAGAGGAGGGGGACUGGGGACCGGUUCCUGGGCCCCUGCUGUCUCCUCUCAUUCAUAAACUCAAGCAAAACAAGGGUCGAAUUGAAGAAUUUUCUCCGUGUUGGUUUUGCUACUUUUGCUUCUGUUAGGAUUUAGGGUUCACUCAAAAAUUUCAUCAUCAUCCAAAUUGGCUCUCCCCGGGGCCUUGUGCCCAGGAGAAGUGUUCCACCUCGGUGGCUGAGUGUUUUUCCACCUGUGCCUGAGACCCACCGCCCGAGGAGAGGUGGUCCCGACCACCCAGGAGCCCUCCGGGUCCAGUCAGUGACACUGCUACCCAGCAACGCUCAGAAGAUUCUAGAAACACAAGGUGCUCUCCCAGUGAGAGUCCCUGUAGGGCAAGAGAAACGACCCAAGGCUCAGGACAGCAAACGCCAAUCAGGACAAUGGGCGAGUGCCAGGUGUAGGCGCCAGCCGGUGGGGGGAGGGGUGCCCUGGAAUGGCCGAGACAGCGCAUCGCUGGGGAGGGCCAUUCUUUGUCACACACAGGUGUAGGGUAACAGGUUCCAAGCAGGGAGGUCAGAUCCGUGUUUUUUACCCAUUUGGCUCUAAGCAAGGCCAUCUUGGGCCUGUUUACAAAAAGGAAAAGCCCCGCCCUUCUCUCUCAGCUCGCCCAGCUGCCUCGCUGACAUCUCCAGGUGGGCCCUGCUGUCCAGCAAGAGAAAUGGGUGCACAGGGAAUCCCCUGUCUCGCACUCAGGGACUGCUGCAGCCCCAGCUCUGCCCAGGAGCAAGAGCUCAGGGACACAGCCAAGGCCAGCGCCCACUGUGCAGUCUCUGCUCUUUCACAACGCACUGCGCUCAGACCAGGAGAGCAGCUGGUGACUCGCGGCCGCCAGCCCAGGGCUGGCGUUGGAAGGACAGCUUGGCCCUGUCAAGUUUGUUUUUCUGCUUCCUGAGGAUGGCAGGUCGGGUCCGGGGCCUGGCACACAGGACAGAGACCCAGGGAUGCAGCAAAGUGGAAGCGAGCUUUAAUCACCUUGGGCCAUUCCACCGGGGGCUGCUGGCGAUGGACAGAGUGACCAGGAGGUGGUUCCCCGUUCUCUGUUGUUUUUUGUUUCUUUUUGAGUAAACAGUGAAUCCUCACAGACUGGCGGUCUUGAGCUGCUUCCUUCCAUGUUUACAAAGCUCUCAGACCCCCACUGCUCAGCGCCUGUCCCGUCUCUGGAGCCCCCCGUAGGUGUCUGGCAGCGAGCAGCUUCUGGAAUGUUCUGUGUGCAGGAUCCAGAAAGGCCCGGUUGCAGAUACCUGGCGUUAGCAGAAGAGACGCGCCAGGACUCGGAAGUCGUAGUGGACUCCCCGGGACUCUCCUGCUCAGGGAUUGCAUUUGGCCUCCGUGAACCAGUGGCCCUGACCCGACUGUAGGCAGCAAGUAGCUCGCCGCUCCACUCCUCUCUGGUGGUUUUACCAACCCCUUGGUUUUCGGCCUGGAGUCCGCUCUUCUCAGAAACAGUUUGGUUUGGGGAUUCUGAGUGGGGGAGCGGGGAAUCUGGCACCCGUGUUUGCUCACAGUCACGUGGACUUGAGUCCUUUCUGUUAUCUGGGGUGGAAAAUUGUAAUGAGCAAGUUCUUUUUUUUUUUAAUUUUCGCUCAGAAAAGCAAAUACUGUGUUUUUGCAAUAAAUGCCUUUCAGUAACAAUUGCCGAGGCACAGUCAUCCGGGAAGCCCCCCCACCCCACCCCCACCCCAGUGGAGCCCAAUUGUGAUGACCCCAGUGGCCUGAGGCCGGGCCAGGGCGCAGCCCUCACCUGUCCGCCCACCAGGUCCCAGAUUUCCGUCUGAGUCGGAGUCCAGGCGAGAAGCCUCAUUUUGUACCUUAAAAGACAGGAAUUGCACGGAGUGAUGACUUUUCUCCAAGGAGGCGGGCCUUCCACCGAUGGAAAUGAGGAAACCCCGCACGGGUGAGGGGCUGUCACAAGUGUCAUCACACCCAAGCCCGCUGGGUGGACCAAGGAGACCCCCAACCAUCCAGACGAGAGACCCUGCAGCCCGCGGCGGGCCGCGUGGACCCUGUCUCCCUGGCCCCCCUCAGUGUGACCACCUGUGUCCCAGCCUGCUGACUGUGCCAUGUGGAGGAUGGAUGAGUCCCUUCACCCUCGCUGUGUGUCCCUCUCUACCCGCUGAAGGCCACGUCCUCAUCCGAAGGGAGACUCAGCGGGAAACAGCCGUGGUUUUUCUUUGCACUCGGCGUCUAUGUAUGAUCCACGUGAAGUGAAUGUUUCUUAACGCUUUCAGGUCUACCACGUUUAGUACAUGUAAAUAAGAAAAAAACUUUGAUAAAUACGGUAAAUUAAGUUAUAGAGUGUCAUUGGAUUCUUAUUUUGUUCUCUCUCGUUAUUUAAUCUUCCUGAUGAUCCACGCCUUUGCAGGCGUGUGUGUGUGUGUGCGUGUGCGUGUGCACGCGUGCCAGGACACACAGUGCUGGCAGCCACGCCGGGGAAAGCACACAGCUCCGUUGGUGACCGCCACUUGGCUCUCCACGUGACCCUGACUCCCUCUUCCAUUCUGAUUUACUGUGAUGAUUUAAAUAAAGUAGAAAC